Messenger RNA from Exophiala bonariae, 2622 nucleotides. RefSeq lists its product as uncharacterized. Gene Ontology annotation, molecular function: small GTPase binding; nuclear import signal receptor activity. Gene Ontology annotation, biological process: protein import into nucleus. Gene Ontology annotation, cellular component: cytoplasm; nucleus. The transcript is spliced from 5 exons. Bases 1 to 2622 code for a protein of 873 amino acids. The record is from RefSeq and is a predicted model, not a curated record. Lineage: Eukaryota; Fungi; Ascomycota; Eurotiomycetes; Chaetothyriales; Herpotrichiellaceae.
AUGGAUGUCAAAUCUGUCCUAGAGAACACUUUCUCACCAGAUGCGUCCAUUCGCGGAAGUGCCGAAGAACAACUGAGACAAGCCCGCGAGGGUAACUUCUCUGACUAUCUCUCCAUUCUUUCUCACGAACUCGCCAACGAUCAAGCCAGUGCCUCCAUUCGGCAAGCUGCUGGCCUUGCCCUCAAAAAUUCCUUCACCUACCGUGACAUCACCCGAUUACGAGAGGUCCAGGCUCGAUGGCUACAAGGCGUCGAUCCUUCGAUCAAGAGACAGGUCAAAGACCUCGCAGUCAAAACUCUCAACUCGACCCCUCAAGCCGCCAACUCUGCCGCACAAUUGGUCGCUACCAUCGCUGCCAUUGAACUCCCACGCAAUGAGUGGCCUGAACUGCUCCCCGCUCUCGUCCACAACGUCGGUUCUGGUGAAGACAAACUCAAACAGUCCAGUUUGACCACCAUCGGUUUCAUCUGCGAAUCUGAAGAUGUUGAACUUCGCGAGUCUCUUGUUGGCUACUCCAAUGCCAUCCUGACCGCCGUGGUCCAGGGCGCAAGACGAGAGGAGACAAAUCAAGAUGUCCGACUCUCCGCUCUGUCUGCCUUGUCCGAUGCCACUGAAUUUAUUAGAAGUAACUUCGAGAACGAGGGUGAGAGAAAUUAUAUCAUGCAAGUCGUCUGUGAGGCCACACAGUCCGAGGACACGAGGGUUCAAGCCGCAGCCUUUGGUUGUCUGAAUCGCAUAAUGGGUAUCUAUUACGACAAGAUGAGAUUCUACAUGGAAAAGGCCUUGUUUGGCUUGACCAUUGCAGGCAUGAAGAGUGAUGAAGAAGAUGUUGCAAAAUUGGCCAUUGAAUUUUGGUGCACUGUCUGCGAAGAGGAAAUCAGCAUUGAGGACGACAACCAACAAGCACAGCAAGAGGGCUCCACCGAGCUGCGACCUUACUUCCAUUUCGCCCGUGUCGCCGCGCGAGAAGUGGUUCCGGUUCUCCUGCAACUGAUGACCAAGGUGUCAGAAGAUGACGCCGAGGACGAGUACAACACCGCUCGUGCAGCCUAUCAAUGUCUUCAGCUCUACGCUCAGACCAUUGGUAACGACAUGGUUCCUGCGGUACUCCAGUUUGUUGAAACCAACCUGCGCAGCGAUGACUGGACCAAGCGAGACGCAGCCGUCUCUUCUUUUGGUGCCAUCAUGGAUGGCCCAGAUAUCAAAACCUUGGAUCCUCUUGUCAAGCAAGCACUUCCCGUCUUGAUCGGAAUGAUGCAAGAUCCUGUCGCCCCAGUUCAGGAUUCAGCCGCCUUCGCCCUCAGCAGAAUUUGCGAUUACUGCUCAGACUGCAUUGAUCCUUCAACCCAUCUUCAGCCUUUGAUGUCGGCACUGUUCAAUGGCUUGAUGAGCAACCCCAAGAUUGCCUCUUCCUGCUGCUUGGCUCUUCUCAACCUCACCGAACGCUUUGUUGGAGAAGAAGGUGGUGCGAGCAACCAAUUGACUCCACACUUCCAAGAUAGCAUCACUUCACUUCUCACAGUCACGGAGAAAGAAGGCGCGAACAAUCAACUACGAACUGCGGCAUACGAAGUUCUCGGCGGAUUUGUCACAAACGCUGCUCACGACAGUCUACAGGUUGUGGCUGAGCUAUCAAACGUGAUCAUCCAGCGUUUGGAAUCAACCAUUCCCAUGCAGAAGCAGAUCGUCAGCAUCGAUGACAAGAUCACUUUGGAGGAAUUGCAAGUCAGUCUUAGUAGCGUGCUGUUAGCUAUCGUCCAGAGAUUGGAACAGAACAUUGCUCCUCAAGCAGAUCGAGUCAUGCAGGUCUGCCUGGAAAUCCUCACUGUCACCGCCAACACCAGUGUUCCAGAGGUCAUCUUCCAGAUUGUCAGUGGCUUAGCCAAUGCCUUGGCCGGGGAUUUCCUGAAGUACAUGGACUCGUUUGUGCCCUUCCUUUACAACGCUUUGGGUAACCAAGAUGUUCCUGAUAUGUGCUCGCUGGCUAUUGGUCUUGUCAGUGACAUUGUCCGUGCACUGGAGGACAAGUCUCAACCUUACUGUGAUGCUUUCAUGAACUAUCUGCUCAACAAUCUACGAUCAGACAAGUUGACAAAUCAAUUGAAACCCCCGAUCCUGGAGACCUUCGGCGACGUCGCUACAAGCAUUGGCGUUCACUUCGAGAAAUACGCCGAGGUGGUGGCUCAAGUUCUCCGACAGGCAAGCACCGUAUCGGUGGCCAAUGAUGUCUCCUUUGAUAUGCUUGAUUACAUCGUCUCCCUACGUUCUGGAAUUGCGGAUGCCUGGUCUGGAAUGAUAUUGGCUUUCAAGGGAACUGACAAAGUCUCAAUCUUGCAGGCAUCCAUCCAGCCAAUCCUCGAGUUUUUGGAGACAGUGUCGCGCGACAUGAACCACAAUGAAGGUCUUCUUCGAGCUUGUAUGGGUAUCAUUGCUGAUCUUAGUGAAUCUUUCCCCAAUGGAGCAUUAGCAAACUAUUAUCAGCAAGACUGGAUCACCAAACUCAUCAAGGAAACCCGCACUACGCGCGAUUUCUCCCCUCGCACCAUCACUGCCGCACGUUGGGCUAGAGAACAAGUCAAGCGACAGACACAGCAUCAAGGUAAUAUCAUGAAUUCAUCAUGA